UGCUUGUUUUUGUGGUCUGCGUGUUAAUCGCGUUGUCUGAAGUUGGAAACAACGUGGUUGGGUUGUGAAUGAAUUGAAGUUAAUUAUUUGUUAUAAAUUUAUUUGUAUAUUCUUGUAAAUAAUUUUAUAAUGAUGAAUAACAAUUCUCCUCAGAGGAAAAGUAGCAAUACAAGGGAAAUUCCUGGCCGUAGAGUAGUUAUUAACGAUGCCUCUCAGUUACCAAUAGACUACUCUUCUACACCUGGUGGAACCAUUUUUUCAACUACUCCUGGCGGAACUCGAAUUAUAUACGAUAGAGCUUUUUUAAUGCAAAUGCGCAAUUCCCCUAUUGCUCGAACCCCUCCAAAGAAUCUACCUAACAUACCAGGAAUUACUAGUCUCAAUCAGAAUAAACCAAAGGAGAAUGGUACUAUUGCUGAAGGCACUGCUGCAGAUAAACAAGAAAACCAUGAGGAUGCUCUGUUUACAAUGGAUGUGUGAAACUUACUUUCUUCAGAAAACUUAAGCUUAAACCUUGGAUAUCCCGUGCCAUUACCUGUUUCUUGAUUUAAAGCCACUUUUUGGCUAACAAAACAAGUCUUAUAUUUCGGUCAUCACAGAUUGUAUCUGUGAUAAGCCAUAUUUGUUGUAUUUGAUUUAUUUGUUAAAAAUAUUACGUUGAUUGAAUAUCUUUUGCUUUUUUGAAAGAUCAUAAAAUGAGUUAAAAUGAAUUCUGCAUAAUUGUUUUCUAAGCAGUAACGGUCUAGGAUUUUAUUGUGUUCAGUACAAAUACCACCAUUUAUACUGAAGUGUUUUAUUGUUAUAGACUGAUCUUGCGAUAUACUUACUUCUAUAUGAUUUACUUGUUUUUGUUGCAUGGCCAAGGUUAGCGGAAGUAAAGAUUGCUUUUUAAUAAAAGUUGUUAUUUUUGUGGUUUAUUGAAUGUUCUUUAUUGUUUUACAGCUUUUUUGGAAGUUAUCUUUUUUGGGGUUUGCGAGUCAAGAGAGGUUCCCCCCCCUUCCACGGGUUUAUUGUUAUAUCUACAAUUGAUUAUAUGAGGCUCUGUAUUUUGACUAAUAUUAGCUUUGCAACCAUCACAUUUCAGGAUCUAUAUGGAAAUAAGUGUAUGCAUGACAUAUAAAAUAUGUGAAAUUGAAAUAUUAAAGAUUUAAAAAUA
This is a messenger RNA of Stegodyphus dumicola, 1156 nucleotides long. It is a transcript of the gene Thor, whose product is annotated as eukaryotic translation initiation factor 4E binding protein thor. Gene Ontology annotation, molecular function: eukaryotic initiation factor 4E binding. NCBI's taxonomy places the organism in Eukaryota, Metazoa, Arthropoda, Arachnida, Araneae, Eresidae. The record is from RefSeq and is a predicted model, not a curated record. Gene Ontology annotation, cellular component: cytoplasm. Gene Ontology annotation, biological process: negative regulation of translational initiation.